Molecule: messenger RNA, 1362 nt
Organism: Xyrauchen texanus (razorback sucker)
Lineage: Eukaryota; Metazoa; Chordata; Actinopteri; Cypriniformes; Catostomidae
Product: BTB/POZ domain-containing protein KCTD8-like
Exons: 2
Coding region: 1-1362 (453 amino acids)
Biological process (GO): regulation of G protein-coupled receptor signaling pathway; protein homooligomerization
Molecular function (GO): protein binding
Source: RefSeq, a predicted model, not a curated record
AUGGCCAUGAAGGAGACCGUACUCCCUAUCAGUGAGGUUACCAGUCCGUACCCGGAGGUCGUGGAACUCAAUGUUGGCGGCCAGGUGUACGUCACCAAACGUUCCACCUUGAUCAGUGUACCUGACACCACCCUCUACACCAUGUUCACCCGCCACACCCCACAGGAACUUCCCCGCGACAACCGAGGACGCUUCUUCAUCGACCGCGAUGGUUUCUUGUUCCGAUACGUGCUGGACUUCCUUAGAGACCGCCAGCUAGUGCUACCAGAACACUUUCCAGAGCGGGAACGUCUACAGCGGGAAGCCGAACACUUCCAGUUGGGGGAGCUGCUUAGAAUUCUCGGCCCACGUGUCGCCAAACAAGGAUCACUUAACGAUGAGGGCUGCCAAAGUGAUAUCGAGGAAAGUUCCCAGAGUAGCGAGUUGGUGACUCGAAUGGGAAACAGCGCCACCAACUACGCGAUUUCCUCUUUCGCCCUAGAAAAGAGGUCAGGGUUUAUUACCAUUGGUUAUCGGGGAUCAUAUACGAUGGUUAGGGAUAACCAAACCGACACAAAGUUCCGUCGUGUGGCGCGGAUCAUGGUGUGUGGUCGUAUCGCUCUGGCGAAAGAGGUGUUCGGGGACACGUUGAAUGAAAGUCGAGAUCCGGACCGUCCGCCGGAGAAAUACACCUCACGCUUCUACCUAAAGUUUACCUACCUGGAGCAAGCAUUUGACAGGUUGAGCGAAGCUGGGUUCCAGAUGGUGGCCUGCAACUCGACUGGAACGGCCGCAUUUGUUAACCAGUACAGAGAUGACAAGAUCUGGAGUAGCUACACAGAGUACAUCUUCUUCAGGCCUGCCUGCAAGUCAACAUCCCCCAAACUGGAAUGCGAGGAGCCCAAGUCAGAGAAACUGCUGGAUAAGGCGAGCGAGAGCGGGGCCUCCCUGAACGAGCUCUCCACCUCCAGCUCCGAGACCCACUCCGAGGCCACUUCGCCCCAGGACGGGGGACCCAUCCUGGUGUCUUGUGGUGAGGUUGUUGGGGGCUCCCUGGCCCCGUGUGGUGCCCUGCACUCUGUCUCUCGACCUCCAAGCACACUCACUCUGGGCCGACCGCCAAAGAAAGGUUCCUCCGUGCAGUGGAUGGAGCUACCGGAUAAAAGGCGGAACAGCGAGCUUUUCCAGUCCCUCACCAGCGGGGUGGGACCACGGGAAGGUGGAGGCAGUGGUCUAACCAGAAGGAAGACUCUGGAGAGGCCUAGUGCAGAGGAGGAAAUUAAACAGUGCAUCCGAGAAUUUAAAAAGAUCAAGAUCCCCCCGGCAUUCCCAGAGCGCAAACGGCAGUGGCAGUCAGAACUACUUCAGAAAUAUGGCCUUUAA